AUGGGUAAAGGUAAUGGAAGUCUCCAGAAUCGAAUUUUUGGUGAUAAAAAGUUAGAAAACCCUAAACAUGUGUUUGCAUUAGUGAUUUCCACAUUAAAAUAUAAAGAUUAUGUGAUGAAAAUUAUCAAAAGUUCCAAGAUCAAAGAAUCCCCAGGAAUAAAACGUCUUAAACUCAGUGAUAAUAUGUUAUGUUUGUUGGUUUAUGAUCUAGUGUUCUCCAAAGGAAGAAUCCAGAGUGGGAAACACCCUAUAAAAGAUGAAAUCUUGAAACAUAAGACUAGACUUCAUUCUGAGUUCAUUAAAAUGAAACUAAAAUAUAAAGUCACUGCUAUUGAAGACUUACCUAAUGUCAAGGGAUUGGAUGACGAAACUCCUGUCAGAUGGUUCCGUAUCAAUACCAUAAAGAUCUCCGUACCAGAGUUCUUCUCAUCGCAUGAAUUUUUCAGGAAGUUGCAACCGAGUCUGGGCUUCAAACAUAUUAAGGAAGGGAUGAUUUAUGAAGAUGAAUUCAUUCCCAAUUUGUAUGGGGUUCAUCCUAGGGAGAAGAUUAUGGACACCCAAGCUUAUAAGGGAGGAGAAAUCAUCAUUCAGGAUCGAGCUUCAUGUUUCCCUGCCACGAUAUUAUUCCUGAACUUCCAACCAAAAGAAGUUAUAGAUGGUUGUGCAGCUCCCGGGAAUAAAACCACCCACAUAGCUUCAUAUUUAGCUCAACAACCAGAAAAAGGAUUAGUUUAUGCAUUCGAGAGAGAUUCUAGAAGGGUAGAGACUUUAAAGAAGAUGUGUUUGACAGCUACUGGCGCUCGAGAUUUGAUCCAUAUAACUCAUGAAGAUUUCACAAAGACUCGGGUUGAAGAUUUCCCUAAUGUUGAAGGUUUAGUGAUGGACCCGUCGUGCUCGGGGUCGGGAAUUUUUGGUAGAGCCAUUGAAGAUGAGCAAGAGAAGGUUGAAGUUGAUAAUGAGAGACUUGAAAGAUUAGGAAGGUUCCAGUUUACUAUCAUGAGACAUGCCUUAUCCUUCCCCAAUGCUAAGAAGGUUGUUUAUUCGACGUGUUCGAUUCAUGCUCAGGAGAACGAACGAGUGGUGGUGGAUCUUUUGAUGGAUAAGGAUAUAGGGAAGAAAUGGGAGUUGGCACCAAGGGAGAUAGUGAUACCUUCAUGGGAAAGAAGAGGGUGGUCAGAAGAGUUCACUGCAUUGGCCGGGAAGAAGACUGUUGAGGAAUUAGCAGGAGGAUGUGUGAGAUCGGUGCCUAAGGAGGAUGGAGGUAUUGGAUUUUUUGCUGCUUGUUUUGUGAGAAAGGAUGCUACUGACGAAGAUGUUACUGACGAAGUCAGUGACGGCGAAGCCAGUGACGACGAAGCAAGCGAUGUCACAGAAACCUCCAACAAGUCAGAAGCCGAGUCAGAAGGUGAGUCAGGAGGCGAGUCAGAAGGCGAGAGCGGAGAGGAAGCCGAAUGGACAGGUUUCUAG
Messenger RNA from Yamadazyma jaroonii, 1467 nucleotides. Lineage: Eukaryota; Fungi; Ascomycota; Pichiomycetes; Serinales; Debaryomycetaceae. The record is from the annotation of a GenBank genome assembly.